Molecule: messenger RNA, 1275 nt
Organism: Gastrolobium bilobum
Lineage: Eukaryota; Viridiplantae; Streptophyta; Magnoliopsida; Fabales; Fabaceae
Product: glutathione S-transferase T1-like
Exons: 7
Coding region: 189-947 (252 amino acids)
Source: RefSeq, a predicted model, not a curated record
AGAAUAUUAUCUGACAAAAUUUAUUAAUCCAAGCAUAUAAAUUUUUAUUUUAUUUUUGAUUAUUAUAACUUAUUUAUGGUAAGACCCACGAACUAGUAACACGCACUAGCUGUUGAGUUUCAGUGGUUAAAGUCAAAGCGGCGUUGUGGUGUGCUUCUCAAUCUCAAAAUUCAACAGAGAUUGAAAGGAUGACAAGGAAGCUAAAGGUUUAUGUAGAUCGUAUGUCCCAGCCAUCUCGAGCAGUUCUUAUCUUUUGCAGGUUUAACGGAAUCGACUUCGAGGAGAUUAAAGUAGACAUUUCCAAACGUCAGCAACUGUCUCCUGAAUUCAGAGAAGUAAACCCUCUGCAGAAAGUUCCAGCUAUUGUUCAUGGAAGCUUCAAUCUCUCCGAGAGCCAUGCAAUCCUUGUCUAUCUUGCUUCUGCUUUUCCUGGCAUUGCCGACCACUGGUAUCCAACUGAUCUUUUCAGGAGAUCCAAAAUUAACUCAGUAAUGGAUUGGCAUCACUCUAAUUUACGACAUGGAGCAAUGGGCUAUGUAGUAAAUACUGUACUAGGGCCUGCACUUGGCCUUCCAUUGAAUCAUAAAGCAGCUGCUGAAGCAGAGAAAGUUUUGUUAUCUUCUUUAUCAAAACUGGAAAAUAUUUGGCUAAAUGGAGAUGCACGCUUCCUGCUUGGUGGCUCUCAACCGUCUAUAGCAGAUCUCAGCCUGGUUUGUGAACUCAUGCAACUUGAGAUUUUGGAUGAGAAGGAUCGCAAUCGUAUUUUAUCCCCAUACAAGAAAGUUCUCCGUUGGAUUGAGGAUACAAGAACUGCAACAAAUCCUCACUUUGAAGAAAUGCAUAAUAUCCUUUAUAGAGCUAAAAAGAAAUUCCAACAGCAGCGUUCAAGGGUGGCUGAAACUGGGACUGAGCCUAGCAACAAGAUGGGGGGCCAUUCAAAGAUGUGAAAACCAUGCCUUCAUCUUUGUUGCAAGACUGGCAUAAUCAUAGCCUUUUUUCUCUACAGGCUUUGAGCCUUGGGUUUUGGCUGUGCUUUGUUAGCCUGAAUAGUUGUACGUCUUCCUAUAAAAGCACGAGUAUAGACCACCAGAUUUGAAAUGCUGAGUAAUUCACACUGUCAUGAGAAGAAGAUUUUGCCAGUGAAUAAGAUUGAGAAAUCAGAUAAGAAAUGUUGUUGUACAUGUUGUUCUAUCUUCACUCUUAACCAAAUGGCUCAAUAACUAAAUUUUGUAAUUUGUGUUAGUACUUUGUACUUGGUGGUCUAUUAUGCAUAUU